Molecule: messenger RNA, 363 nt
Organism: Diutina rugosa
Lineage: Eukaryota; Fungi; Ascomycota; Pichiomycetes; Serinales; Debaryomycetaceae
Gene: RPC19
Product: DNA-directed RNA polymerase core subunit
Exons: 1
Coding region: 1-363 (120 amino acids)
Biological process (GO): DNA-templated transcription
Cellular component (GO): RNA polymerase I complex; RNA polymerase III complex
Molecular function (GO): protein dimerization activity; DNA-directed RNA polymerase activity; DNA binding
Source: RefSeq, a predicted model, not a curated record
AUGACCGACGCCCACGACGUGCCGAUGGCCGACGACGAGUACGACGCCGACAAGAUCAAGAUGCUUCCGGGGGCGCUGGACGACGGCACGGCGGCGCUGUUCCAGAUCACCGACGAGGACCACACCCUCGGCAACGCCCUCCGCUACAUCAUCAUGAAGAACCCCGAGGUCGAGUUCUGCGGGUACUCGAUCCCCCACCCCAGUGAAAACAAGUUGAACGUCCGUAUCCAGACCUACGGCAACAUCACCGCGGUGGAGGCGUUGCACCAGGGGCUCGACAACUUGCUGGAGUUGUGCACGGUGAUUGCCGAGCGGUUCACCGAGGAAUUGGAAAACAACCAGUACGUCCACACCGACGCCUAG